AUGGAAGGCUACACAGAACAGAGAGAAAACCCGAACGACGAUUUAGAAAGUUUAAAAUGCAUAUUAAAUGACCAGCUUUCUUUCAUACUCUACAAUGUUGCAUUGUUUACGACUCGAUAUAAAUGGGUCCUUAUUCUAUGGGUCCCCGACGAAUCCGUAGCAACAAAAUUGUGGAAGCAAAAUGUGUCUUCUGAGAAUGUGGAAGGGAAAAAAAAGUACACCCAAGUGACACAGCUGAAUAGGUUAAUUUAUUGCACUUUAAAAAAUAACCUUCUUCAUUAUGUGGACCAUGAUAGGGAAGUGCCACUGGAGGAAGUACACAAUUUCGAGCAGCUGGAAAAAUGCAUAACGGCUAGUCUGGGCCAUUGCUUAACCUCAAUUAGCACGACACGCAUGUGUAAGGGAAGGGUAGUGCCCCAUAUCAGCGUUACGAAUUACCUGUACAAUUACUAUUUUCUAAAUGAGCAAAUGAAGCAGUGUUGUGACGGUUUAAAUGAUGAAGAUGAUGGUUUGUCCAAGCAUCUCGAUGUGAUUGCAAAGGAGAGCAACACAUGCAUCGUUUUACUCACCAUAGAUGUUAACAAUUACAAACUGGAGAGCCAUUUUGAGCAAGUAGAAACAAUCGAAUCGUUUCUUCACCUAACAAAAGAGAUACAUAUUUGUUAUGUCCUAUAUAAGACAUCCGACACCUACACCUUGUUCUACCUCUGUCAUAGUGACCAGUGCACCACGAGAGAAAAAUUUGUGUACUCUUUAUUCAAACCGCACUUCAUACAAAUAUUGAAAAAAAAAAAUAUUAAUAUUUUUUUAAGUGUCGAAAUGGGCAAGCUUAAACAUCUGGUAGACUUUGUCCGAGGGGACAUAACUACGAAGAAGGAAGUUCUCACAAAUAAUGGACCACUUGACAUGGCGCCAAAAAGGAAGAACAGCACACACCAUUUGACCUUGGUUGGAAAAAAAAACUACUCUAGCAAUGCACAAAUCAGUGGGGCGAAGGAGUUACUUCCCAUUGUGGAAAAUGAUUCUAUUAGCAGAAAUGGGAGGACGAAUGAUCAAUCUGGGCAGGGGCCAAGCGUGGACAGGAAGCACGCGUUUACAUCUAGAGCCAUUAAUUUGUUAUCGCUGAAGAGGAAGGAUAGCAACGCCAACAACACACAGACAGAGCAACCCACUUGGGGUAAAACAAAUAAAAUGGCACAUGCACCACUAGGGCAAAGAAAACAAACCAGUACCUCAACAUCUACCAGCGACAAUAUCGGACCAAACUUACUCAAAAAAUGGUCCCUAUCGAAAUCGUAUAAUUUGAAAAAAAAAAACUCCUUCACAAAUGACGGGGAAAAAAAUUUCACAAUAAAAAAAAAAAGGGAACCCUCCUCUACACUGGCCCACAGCAAAUCGCUAACUCUCCGCAAGGGAUCGUCCACCUCCGUCGAGUUAAAAAAAUCGUCCUCCUUGUCUAAGCAAAAAUCCCUCCAACUUGAUAAGAAAAAGAGCUUAACCAGAAGGCUCAAAGGGAGAAGCGCUGCUUCAGAGAAGUGA
Plasmodium fragile is the source of this 1539-nucleotide messenger RNA. RefSeq lists its product as uncharacterized. The coding region runs from base 1 to 1539 and encodes 512 amino acids. The record is from RefSeq and is a predicted model, not a curated record. The transcript has a single exon. Lineage: Eukaryota; Apicomplexa; Aconoidasida; Haemosporida; Plasmodiidae.